UCCGAUCUCAGAGCCCAGCUCCAGUGCUUGUAGCCCAGAACCCGCACAGCCCCGACGCCGGCUGGUCCUAGCGCCGAGGUCGCGGUGCAGCCGCGUGGUGGCGCCCCCAGCGGCCGCAAGCCGCAGCGCUCCUCCGGCCAGACUAGGCGCCGAACGGGCAACGGGACGAGCCGUUCUCGCGAGAACAGGAGAGCUAUUUGAGCGCAAGCGCAGAUCGCUGUCUUCUCUUCCGGUUCCCGCAGCCUCUCCAGCCAUGAGCAGCAAAGUCUCUCGCGACACCCUGUACGAGGCGGUGCGGGAGGUCCUGCACGGGAACCAGCGCAAGCGCCGCAAGUUUCUGGAAACGGUGGAGCUGCAGAUCAGCCUGAAGAACUACGACCCCCAGAAGGACAAGCGUUUCUCGGGCACCGUCAGGCUCAAGUCCACCCCUCGCCCCAAGUUCUCAGUGUGUGUCCUGGGGGACCAGCAGCACUGCGAUGAGGCCAAGGCCGUGGAUAUCCCCCACAUGGACAUCGAGGCGCUGAAGAAGCUCAAUAAGAACAAGAAGUUGGUCAAAAAGCUGGCCAAGAAGUAUGACGCCUUUCUGGCCUCUGAGUCUCUGAUCAAGCAGAUCCCGCGUAUCCUGGGCCCAGGCCUGAACAAGGCUGGCAAGUUCCCUUCCCUGCUGACACACAAUGAAAACAUGGUGGCCAAAGUGGACGAGGUGAAGUCCACGAUCAAGUUCCAGAUGAAGAAGGUGCUGUGUCUGGCUGUCGCUGUCGGCCACGUGAAGAUGACCGACGACGAGCUGGUCUACAACAUCCACUUGGCUGUCAAUUUCUUGGUGUCCUUGCUCAAGAAGAACUGGCAAAAUGUCCGGGCUUUGUAUAUCAAGAGCACCAUGGGCAAGCCCCAGCGUCUUUACUAGGAUGCCCCAAUAAACCUUCGUGCUACUCUA
Microtus ochrogaster (prairie vole) is the source of this 937-nucleotide messenger RNA. It is a transcript of the gene Rpl10a, whose product is annotated as ribosomal protein L10a. NCBI's taxonomy places the organism in Eukaryota, Metazoa, Chordata, Mammalia, Rodentia, Cricetidae. The record is from RefSeq and is a predicted model, not a curated record. Gene Ontology annotation, cellular component: large ribosomal subunit. Gene Ontology annotation, biological process: translation. Gene Ontology annotation, molecular function: structural constituent of ribosome; RNA binding.